AUGAUGCAAAGGAACACAAACAACAACACGAACAACAACAACAACAUCUCCAAUAACUCAUCGUCACAUCAAGCUUGUGCUUCAUGCAAACACCAAAGAAAGAAAUGCAACAACGAAUGCAUCUUAUCGCCUUAUUUUCCGGCUCGGAAGACCAAGGAAUUUCAGGCCAUUCACAAAGUGUUUGGUGUUAGUAACGUACAGAAAAUGGUACGCACCGUGCGUGAAGAGGACCGUACCAAGCUGUCUGAGUCUUUGACAUGGGAAGCUCUAUGGAGACAGAAAGAUCCGGUCCUUGGCUCAUACGGAGAGUAUAGGAGGAUCAGUGAAGAGCUCAAGCUGUACAAAAGCUUGGUUCAUAAUCAACCUCUCAUUGGUUGGGACAAUAAUCAACGCGUAUACAACAAAAACGGGUUAGCAAUAAAUUCGAGUGGACCGGGUCCGGGAGGGAUUGGUGUUAACAGCAGCGGUAUUGGUGUAAAUCGGGAGAUUAUUAACGGUGGAUAUACAUCGAGGAAUUUGCAAGGUGGCUGGGAAAAUUUCAAGCAAGAUCAAAGGCAACAAUGUUAUGCUGUGAUUAAUGGGUUUAAGCAACAUUAUCUCCCACUCUAA
This is a messenger RNA of Thlaspi arvense, 609 nucleotides long. The record is from the annotation of a GenBank genome assembly. Lineage: Eukaryota; Viridiplantae; Streptophyta; Magnoliopsida; Brassicales; Brassicaceae.